AUGGGCUCUAUAUUAGCAAAGAUUCUCUUACCGACCAUCAGCAGCCUGGCACUGGUACCCACCAUCAGCAUUGCAGCCAAGAGGAAGUUCCACAUGGAGGCUAUGGUAUAUUUUUUCACCAUGUUUUUCAUUGCGAUGUACCAUGCCUGUGAAGGCCCCGGCCUCUCCGUGAUUUGCUUCAUGAGAUAUGAUCUGCUGGAAUAUUUCAGUAUCUACGGCACAGCCUUGUCCAUGUGGGUGUCACUGAUAGCAUUGGCAGAGUUUGAUGAGCCCAAGAGGUCCACACUUGUCAUGUUCGGAGUCCUUACCAUUGCAGUGACAAUAUAUCAAGAUCGCUUUGGAUAUGGCGUCUACUCAGGGCCUAUCGGUACAGCAGUGCUGGUAAUUACUGUCAAGUGGCUGACCAAAAUGAAGGAGACAAAAAGCCUCUACCCAGACAAGAGCGUGUACACACAGCAGAUAGGUCCCGGAUUCUGCUUUGGUGCUCUGGCAUUAAUGCUGCGUUUUUUCUUUGAGGAAUGGGAUUACACCUAUGUGCACAGUUUCUACCACUGCUCUUUGGCCAUGUCCUUUGUGUUGCUUCUUCCCAAGAUCAACAAGAAAGCGGGAAACGGAGGCACCCCUGCCAAGAUGGACUGCUCCACGCUGAGUUGUUGCGUCUGCUAG
This is a messenger RNA of Staurois parvus, 666 nucleotides long. NCBI's taxonomy places the organism in Eukaryota, Metazoa, Chordata, Amphibia, Anura, Ranidae. The record is from the annotation of a GenBank genome assembly.